Orbicella faveolata is the source of this 912-nucleotide messenger RNA. RefSeq lists its product as uncharacterized. NCBI's taxonomy places the organism in Eukaryota, Metazoa, Cnidaria, Anthozoa, Scleractinia, Merulinidae. The record is from RefSeq and is a predicted model, not a curated record.
AUGGUACGUACAGAGUUGCCUUCUGCACCAUGGCAACAUCUAGCGGCUGACUUAUUGGGUCCACUGCCUUCCGGUGAUCAUGUCUUUGUCGUGGUGGGCUAUUACAGUCGAUUCUUUGAAAUGGAAUAUGCCAAAUCUACUACAUCUGAGAAGAUUGUAUCAAUGCUGUUCAAGAUUUUCGUCACUCAUGGCCUUCCUUUGUCCCUCAGGAUGGAAAAUGGGUCGCAGUUUGUCAGUGACUAUUUCAAGAAGUACUUAGAAGAGAAUGGAAUUGAGCACCGGCGAACCACGCUCUUGUGGCCACAGGCAAAUGGUGAGAUUGAAAGACAAAACCGCAGUAUCCUGAAAUGCCUGCGUAUUGCCCAAGCAGAAGGUCGUAACUGGAGAUCAGAGAUGGACCACUUCUUAAUGAUGUACCGUAGUACACCUCAUUCUACAACUGGGGUUAGCCCAGCAGAAUUGUUGUUUGGAAGACGCAUCAGGACCAAACUACCCCACCUGCAAGGGUUCACUGUUGAAGAUGAAGUCAGAGACCGCGACAGUGAAAGGAAAGAGAAAGGGAAGGUCGAUAGUGUACAGUACCGUCGAAAUGUGACCCAUGUGAAAAAGUAUCUCGAGCGAGAUAAUGUACCACAAGCCACCAGUAAAUCAUCAGAUACCACAGAGGCUCAAGGAGUGACACCAGUUUCACCAAACCAAGAGUUCAGAGAAUCUGUAAAAGUUCCUCCUGGAAUGAGAAGUGGAGAAAACCUACUGGGGUGCAAACCAUCAGAUGAUGCUACUACAUGGCAAAGUGAUUCUACGUCCACCUUACGUCCAUCAAGAGUCAAACGACUACCGUCUAGAUUUCAGGACUAUGUUAUAGGCUCUGUUCAGCUGGCCCCGGAGCAGAACUCUUACACCCAGAUGUGA